Messenger RNA from Micropterus dolomieu (smallmouth bass), 3394 nucleotides. RefSeq names its product multivesicular body subunit 12Ba (gene mvb12ba). Gene Ontology annotation, cellular component: ESCRT I complex; late endosome. Bases 226 to 1113 code for a protein of 295 amino acids. NCBI's taxonomy places the organism in Eukaryota, Metazoa, Chordata, Actinopteri, Centrarchiformes, Centrarchidae. The record is from RefSeq and is a predicted model, not a curated record. Gene Ontology annotation, biological process: viral budding; regulation of epidermal growth factor receptor signaling pathway; virus maturation. The transcript has 10 exons.
UAAAGGCUCUUUCACUGAUCACUCCCCCGUUUCACUGAUGAUCCCAUCCUGAAACCGCUAGCUGGAAGACCACCAUGCAGAUACAGAGCAGCUUAUGUUUUGGAAUGGUUCGUUGAUUUGAACAUUUUCGUAAAGAUGCGACACUCCCCAAAGCUCUGAAAAGGUUUGAGCGAGGAAAACACAGAAGAAAAUACACGACGAGCGGUCGGAUUCGCUGGAACAAAGAUGCCUGAGGUUCGGGACCUUUCUGAAGCUUUACCAGAGAUGCCCAUGGACCCAAUCACUGGAGUCGGAGUUGUAGCCUCUAGGAACAGGGCACCCACUGGAUAUGAUGUGGUCUCUACAACAACAGACGGCCUGGAUGCUGACCUGUGGAAAGAUGGCCUUUUCAAAUCCAAGGUGACCCGCUACCUCUGCUUCACCAGGGUCUUCUCUAAAGAAAAUAGCCAUUUAGGCAAUGUUCUGGUGGACAUGAAGCUGAUCGAUAUAAAGGACACUCUGCCUGUGGGUUUCAUCCCGAUCCAGGAGACUGUUGACACUCAGGAGCAGGCCUUCAGGAAGAGGCGACUCUGCAUCAAGUUUAUUCCACGGGACUCCACAGAGGCUGCUAUCUGUGACAUCCGCAUCUUGGGACGCUCCAAGCAGGCCCCCCCACAGUACACCUUCAUAGGAGAGCUCAACAACAUGGGAAUCUGGUAUCGAAUGGGGAACGUACCUCGGGCCCAGGACUCCACAAACACACCAGCCACCAACAACAUCCAGAAUAUGAACUCCUCCUCCAGCUCAGCCCCAGUCCCAGCUGCUCCUAUGCCCAAGCACAUUUCCAUGACUCUCCCAGCCAGCUUCAGAGGGAAGAACACUACCAGACCGGACUACGAGCACCAGAACUCCAACCUGUAUGCUAUCUCAGCAAUGGACGGAGUGCCUUUCAUGAUCUCUGAGAAGUUUGCCUGUGCCUCGUCGGAUCUGCAGCAGGUGGAUCUGAUGGGCAUUACAAUCAAGUCACUGGCUGAGAUUGAGAAAGAGUAUGAUUACAGUUUCCGUACAGAGCACAGUGCAGCAGCUCGUCUCCCUCCCAGUCCAACACGGACCUCUUUAAGCUCUGAGGCCUGAUGAUCCCCUCCUGACCUCUCCCUAACAACACUCUCCCCUUAUGGACACCAACAGGAGAGACCUGUACACAACUACUGAGGACCUGCCCACAGCAAACAGUCCCAAACACCUGUACUGAGAAAAAAGGAACAAAACACUACUAACAACACUGAUGAGCUGGCUUGUAAAAUGAGAUGGAAUUGCCCAUUGUUGGACAAAACAGACCUUUAUUGGUCAAGGAAAUGGAAAGAAAUCUCACCUGUGAUUUAAAAAUAAUGUGUAUUUUGUCAAAAGAGGAAGUGUUGUUCAAUGUAAUCCAAAUAGCCCCACUCCAUCUGAAGGACUUAACCACAAAGAUAAAAGGAUACUUUAUUCUGAUGGAUCUGAUGGACCUGUUAGGCCUUUGCUCCCUGAAAUGGAAUGAGAGUCUGAGAGCAGCCAUCAUAUUUACCUUCCUGGUUUAUGAAACGCCUCUGCUCUGUCAUGGCACCAGGAGGGUACGUCAUCCCAGGGUUGGAAAUACAAAAGGAAGCUUCAUAUCAUGGGAUGUUUUAGCGUGUACUGGACUUCUUGAUGAAGAAGUAUUGUCAUUGUUCUCUAGAUGUUACUGUAAUAUACUGGUGUGACUGUGAGUGCACCUUGGGAAUUUCAGCGCGAUUCCUGUUUGCCACAUAUAUUCACUGUCUCUGAGCCAGCAGCUUGGCUAACUUCCACCACAGCCACUAUCACUGUUUAAAGGUUGACACACACACCACUGUUCUUAAGAUUUCUGUCAAGUGUUACUAUUGUAAUGUCUGCUAUUUUUUAGGGCUUGGUUUCGUUUUUCCAAAUUAGUGAUAAUAGAACACCUGAGUUUUAGUAACAAUACCAAAACAUUACUUUUGUCCAUACCUUACUUUGAAUAACUACUAAUAUACCUUUUUUAAAAUAUAUAUUUUAUGUGGAAAGAAGAGUUCCCCAUUUUAACUAACACUCCUCCUAAACAUGUUCUAAAAAAUGCAUUCAAAUCAGCACAACCUUUAGGGAUCGGUUUAAAUGAUUGUGGAAUCAGCAGUGCAACUCAGGCGGAGCUGCGAGCCAGUUACUUUUGGUCACACUCUGUCAUGUUUCAAAUGACUGCGUCAAACGAGUUACAUAUGCAAGUAGGGUUCUAUCAGUUCUGUCUAGCUCUAUUACACUAGCUUCUGCAACACUAUACAAGCUACAGUUUACUGUUCACGUGGAGUAUGCAGACCUUGAGAUUCCAAGUAGAAAUCUGCAUGAUCCUAACAAAGGGAACCAUUCAUCCGACUAAACCACUGCAGCUCUCACUUAGAUUGUCUUGAGCUUACGGGACAUUGUAUUCACAAAAACAAUGGGAUAUUAAAUGAACAACAAUAUUAGAUAUUUUAUUUGUUUGUUUUUUAUAUUAUCAUCCACAUGUUGACGUAAACACACACAGCACACUAUUUGUUGCCGAGUUUGGGUACUUGACAGUUCUGGAUCCUCCAUGCCACCGAUGCAUUUCAGUCCAUACUGAGAGAGGUUGACUUUGCAUACCCAGCUUUAGUUUCUUUACAUCAUCUGAACUGUCAUUGUCAAUAGUGUUUAACACACAGAAAGGUGUCACAGAUUGUUGGCUCUUCAUCAUCAUACAUGUUGUCAAGCAAAAGUGCUCUUUUUUUUAUUUGAUGUGAAAAAAACGUGCCUACAGAUCGUAUGUAUACGCUGUAACAGUGGUAGGCUUUUGAUUCAGUUUGUUUCCCUCUACCUUUCUAAACAGACUUUUUUUUGUAGCUUGAAUCUGUUUUAGGAGUCAGAAAACGUUGAUUUAGCCGUUGUAUUUUUAUUUUAUCCAUUUGACAUGUGAAAGAAAAUUACCAACUCAGAACCACUACUUGAGUUCAGUUCUAAUGAGGCUGAUGGGACACCAAGCAGGGGCUGGGAAGCAGUGCAACCCUGAACCAGACUGACUGUUCAUUGUCAGCCACACAAGCACAGUAUUUCUGUUCUUACAUUUCUUGUUACUUAUGAGCGUACAUAUAUACCUACUGAUAUUCCAGAAAUUCUCAAAUACUGUCCAGGCCUAAUCUCCACUUUUUCUAAAUAUGUUUAAGCAUUAUUUUGUUCUCAGAUCUCUUUUUGUGUUAUUAUAAUAUUGUCUUGAAAAGCAUCAAGGAUGAUGGUGAAGGACAGUGCCCCUGAUUUAUUUUGUUUAUUACACUCCAUUUGUUUCAUAAGAUGGGUGUUCAAAGAAAACAGUUUUACUUGCUUGCAUGUGUCUCUGAACAUUAUCAAGUCAUAAAUGCAUGGACGAACUUUA